This is a messenger RNA of Umbelopsis ramanniana AG, 2443 nucleotides long. RefSeq lists its product as uncharacterized. The record is from RefSeq and is a predicted model, not a curated record. The transcript has 4 exons. NCBI's taxonomy places the organism in Eukaryota, Fungi, Mucoromycota, Umbelopsidomycetes, Umbelopsidales, Umbelopsidaceae. Bases 175 to 2349 code for a protein of 724 amino acids.
AAACCUCUUAGCGGCUGAGAGAAAACGAACGGCUCGGUUGGAGAAGCUGCGGUUGUCAAGUCGAGAGAUGGUUGAACGGGCAAAGUUGAGAGCAAAACAACAUCGGUUGAAUGACAUGGCUAUCCAAGGCGGAGAGCCAUUGACCAAAAACUCCUUAAAAGUGAGAAGAGAAGGAUGGCACUCCAACGAAGAAGCAAGAGUCAGCUUAUGAAGCAAAAAUUAAUAUUGCCUCAUGACCAAUUGGCUCCUAUGACAAGUCUACCAUUGCAGGCUUACAAGCGAUUGCAAAUAGCUAUCCAAGUAUUUCGAAAAUUUCGACUCAAGCGGGUCGAGAAACAGGAUUUUCAAGAACUGGUCGGUAAAUUGAAAGACCCUGAAUUAAUUACAGCCGCUGGGACGGUGUUGGCUCAAGGCCAGACAAAAGUGGAUAAGAGGAAGGCUCGUACCUUUUUGACUGCCUUCAUGACAGUAUCGAGCCCCAGCGCUAUUUUACUUGAUAUUGAAAGCAAACAGGAGCAGUCAUUGCUGCAAGCUGCAAAAACGCUAUUGCACGCAUUUCAAGAAUGGCUAGAGGCUGCCCAUACCAAUAAGUUUGACUCAAAGUGGUACGCUUUUGAAGACUGUUGGAACUCGUAUUACGCACUGUUCGAAGCUUGGAAGUCAAAAGAUGUUGAAAAACUGGUGGAUAAUUUAAUUACACAUUACAUUGAAUUGGAGCGACUCUGGGACACGCUUGGUAAAGAAGCCGACAAUGCCAGUGAGAUACGGUCUCAGCUCGACGAACAACAACUGCAAAUAUCGCAAAAGCUACUCAAAGUCGGUGGACCGCAGGCACAGCAAAAGCUUGACACCGCCAAAAAGACCAUCGAAUUGGCUAGAGAAGAAGCUCAGAAGCGUUCUCAACGUGAACGCGCCGAUUCUGUUCUAAGCAUUCCAUCGUCACCUACGCCAAGAGCCGAGAAGGCUCAUCAAGCAGCCACCACCUCCGAGUCUUCCGCCAGCCACACAUCAUCCCAUAGUGAUGAUCUUGCUAGAAUACUUGGUAGCUUUUCGCCAGCCGUUGGGAUUACUAAUGAACAGCUGGCCCACGAAGUCGUUAUGAACCCCGACUUCAAACUCGAGAAGAAUGGCAAGUCCGAACUUGUGGAUCAAGUGAGAGACAUUGCCACCAAAGCGUUCUUUGAUUCUAUGCGAGAAGAUUUUGCCAACAAAAAUUAUCAGAGAUGGAUCCCUGGCCUUGUUGGAGAUAUGAAACAGCGAUUAUUGUCACUAGCUCCAGCCACCUCAAAGAUUCAUCAGGAUGUGAACGACACUCUGGAUUUGGCUCUCAUUGCUCAACAGAUCAACGCCGAAACGUACAACGUAGAUAAUACCGUCCACUUUGUUAUACGCACCAUGGAGAAACUGUGUGCCCCAGUACGAGACGACGCUGUUCAUGCCAUCUCCAGUGCUGGCGAUCUUGCUGAUACAUUCCGAGCUAUUUUGGAGCUGCUGGAUCAAAUGAAUUUGGAUCUGGCCAACUAUCGAAUUCAAGCCCUUCGACCCUAUUUGAAAGAUAUCAGUAUUGAAUAUGAAAGGGAAAAGUUUUCAACAGCACUCAUGAAUGGCAAAAUUGGGCUUGUUAAAACGCGAGAUUGGUUGAGAACAGCUAGUUCAUCCCUCCAAGGGAUCGCAGGUCAACGUAAUCCGGAAGGCGUAGAGGAUGCUGAAAGCAACAUCAAAUUUACAGACAUCUACAACGAAGCCCUGGCGUCUCUCCUUUCAUCUAGCGAAGCUCUAUUGCCAGACACUUGUCCUGAGACCUUGCUUUUGGAUGUCGAGCGCAUAACUGGCUACCAAAAUGAGGCACAAGCCAUCACUAUAGUCGCAGCAUUGCUAAUGCUGACAAAGAACUUUUCGUCUACGGAUGAAUCGAAUCGACACCGAACGUCAAGCUCAGCCAUGAAAGUUCUUCGAGACAAAUUAUUUGUUCUCUUGGAAGCAAAGGACACCACUGUCGAGAAUUUAUCGCUGCAAGUUAUUCAGAGCAUUCAGGAGCUAUCGGAUGUGAAUUUUGAAGAAUUGCCUGAAGACAAACAGAAACUUAUUCGUACCAUGGUCGCGAAGACACUGUCUUAUAAGGACACCGUGUAUUCACUACUUUCCCGACGGCUUCUCUCCAUCAUUCGGUCCCAUUUACAGCAUAGUCAAUUCAGCAGCAAUGAAACCCUCAACAGUUAUGGUUUUGGUCUGGUUCGCAGCAAACUGGAGAAGUUGAGCUUCAAGAUGUUUAUUCUUGCUCGUCAUAACCGAGAUGUAUAUGCACGUUGGUACGACGAGAUCAUUGGUGAUAUAACACGUACUGUGUAAUUUGUAAUUGUAGCUAUUGAAUCUUAAUAUUGAAUAAUUAGUAAACCGCAGUCAAGCAUUCAUGUAUAAUAAAGCACUGCAGAAAUUAAGUCAA